CCUCCAUGUGGUGGUAGACCACAACGUCCAUUAUUACUGACCAUUGCACAUGCUGAUGGAGCUGUAGUCCCAACAACUUCUCAAGGGCAUCAUAUUGCCUACUCCUGGCCUAAAACAUGUGCCAGGAGUGGGGGUGGGGUGAAGGCACUAAUGAGAUGUCUACUGAAUACUGUUCCAAAUCUUGUGUCACAAAAGUCCUGUGCCUCCUUUAAUUACUGGAUAAUCAUCACUAAUCAUUUUUCUCAGGGGCCUGUUUCAUAAUCUGUACCAUUGAACAAGGCUAAGUUCAGCCAUUGGUUGCUGUUAAAUAGUUGGUGAUUCACAUCUACAUUUCCUUUCCAUAUGGACUGCAUGAGCAAAUGUAUCUGCACCAGCAAGCCCCUCUCUGUGAACUGUCAAUGUGUCAGAGUGACCAAAAAUUAUUGCAGUGUGAACUCCUAGUCAUGCAGUAAUUCCCUCUCCAUCAGCACCAGUACAACUGUUCAAACAUUACAUUUUGGCCUUAAUCAAGAGCAUGGAUUAAGGCAGCUAGCCUUUUUUGCAGUCCAAGGGCCGCAUUGGUUCACUGUCAAAAGUGAAUCUUCACCUUUAAGCAGGGUUUUUUUCUGGAGUUUUUCACAUUGAAGAAAGAAAUACAGGUUAUACAUAUUUUUUUUAAUUACUGGCCACUGACCCACAAUUUGACCAUACUAAUUUGAGUGUGAUGGAAGAUGAAUUUGGAUGACCAAAAGUGCCUCCAACCACUUGGUAGCUUAGUUGUCUGUUACUUCCUGUCAAGUGGCAAUGAACAAUAGGAUAUAUCAUUUAUAUGGCACUUUAAAGAGUUUUUAAAACAACCCACAUCUAUUAUUAAUACAUAAUUAUACAUAAUAUAAGCAGAAGCAGCAUGCAUCAUCAGUUGGUGGUUGUUUUCAUUAAUGAUGAUGCAUGCUGCUGCUACUAUAGUGAAUACAUAAUUUUACUGCAGAAGCUUAGCUAUACCUGACCAGAAAUCCAGUUAUGAUCAAUCACUAUUUUCCUCGAGUCUAAAACUUUCCCAAGACGUUACAUGCACAUCAGAUGUGCCCCUAUAAUCAUAAUUUCAUUGUUUAUCCCUUAACUAUCUUGAGUUUAGGUACUCCUGCAAAUUUAUACAUGUAUAUGGUCACUUCAUGGUGUUCAGGUUCCCUCAGUCUGUAAUGUUGUGGUGAAAAUCACCAAAGCAACUUCAAAACUUGCUUCACUCAAAUGGCUGCAUGCAUAACAGUUUGUUUGAAUAAAUUAGCAUGACUGUUGAUUAACCCUUAAUGCUGAAACUAAACCAUCCUUUUUAUGGAGCUAUUCAUAGUGAUUAGUAGAAAGAUAAAAGUGGGUUCUUCGGUUCACCCAGAUUACCAUGUGUGUUGUGUGUUGUAUAGUGUGUGCGGCACAAACUGAACCUUAUCCUAUGACCUGCCUCACUGAAGAGACCAUAAACCAUACAAUGAUCCACUGGAUGGGACUGGGGUCCUAUUCUGAUACUCUCCCUACAGAUAAGUGUGUGUGUGUGUGUGUGUGUGUGUGUGUGUUGAUAAUACAUUUAUAAUUAGCUUAAAUGCCAGUUUCUCUGCAAAUGCAUUUUUAGCAGAAGUUAAAACAGGUAUUUCUUAAUCCCAUAUCAAGCCUCCUUCUGGUUCCUGUUCUUUGGCACACUUUCCCAAAUGAUUAACUUAUGUAGGUGACAAGAAGUCAUCUUCAGUGUUUCUUUGGAGGGGGGGAGUAAGCAGCAGCAACAGAAAAUGCACACAAAUAGCCAAUUCCUUAGGGAGGCUGAUAAUCAAAUCAAGAGGAUGGCAGGGGCUCUAAGAUGCAGAUUCCACUUCUGCUGACUUUUAGUUCAGAGUAUCUUAUUUGGGAAGGGGGUUAGGGGGAGACUUAAGUUCAAUCCAUUAAGUGCUGCAAAACAUACUGGAUGGUCUGUAGCAGUCUGGCAUACUUGCCUAUUGUGCUUUACACCUGCCCUGAAGGCUGAAUAUUAGCAAAGUGGCUAACAAUAAAAAAGUAAAAACAAUCCACAAUGAAUAUUAAACAAAGCAGAUGAAUUUCAGCUACCGGUAAGCGUGUGUGUGUGUGUGUGGCUGUCUGUCUGUCAACCAGAUGGUUGGCGUUUGGAGCCCACCCAGGAAUGGCUGUGGGCAGGAUUCCUGCAUUGCAGAGGGUUGGACUAGAGGACCCUUGGGGUCCCUUCCAACUCUGAUUCUGUGAUCUAAAGCCCUGAAGACAUGAGAAUUACUCACCGCAGGGGAAAUACCCCACAACCAGACUGCCAUAGCCCAGAUCUGCGAGGGUCCCCUGCCUGAAACCCCGGGAAGCCUUGUUUGAAGGCCCCUUCCCAUGGCGUGUGGAAACAGUAUGUUCCACCAUCAGUGCAGGCUGGGGUUCUCUUUGGGGGCUGCUGGGUGACCCCAUUGGGGUGCGAGAGCAGCGCAUCCACGGAGCCCGCAGCCCCGCCCCCUUUCCUUGCGCGUUCCCUGCCCCGCCCCGCCCCCUCCUUUUGACUGCUUUCUCCCGGCUUCUCCCAAGUGCCACGCACUGAAGGUUUAGAGGCAGAGGGAGGGCGGGGACCCGAUGGCCAAUCAGAGCCGCUUUUGAGCAACACCCCUGAAGGGUUGCGCCAAUGAGAGCUGGCUCGAGGUAAAUAGCAGCCCGAGCCUCCCGGGGAGGUUGGAACUUGUGGAGAUUUUUUGUUGUUGUUUUUUGUACUUCUAUAAGACUCGAUGGAGGGGCGUUGGCAGUCCUGGAGGACAAUGUCUAGUUCAUAGGGCUGUGCCCCGCAAAUAAUUUAAGGAGCAGGCUAUUACUGCGCGAAUUGAUCGGAUGUGCCUUCCUGGUCGUUUUGCAAAUACUGUACACAAGAAAUCUUGUGGAUAAAGGAAAUGGAAAGUUCAAUUUGAUGAUCUUAUGCUGGGGUGAAGGCCAUGGCAGCAGUAUCCAUGAUCACACAGAUUCACACUGCUUUAUGAAAAUGCUUCAAGGAAAUCUAAAAGAGACGCUGUUUGAGUGGCCUGGCAAAAAGGGGACUGGAGAGCUGCUGAAGAAAUCCGAAAGAGUUUUGAAGGAAAACCAGUGUGCCUAUAUUAAUGACUGCAUUGGCUUACACCGUGUGGAGAACCCAAGCCAUACAGAAACUGCUGUUAGUCUUCAUUUGUACAGCCCACCCUUUGAAGCUUGCUACACUUUUGACCAAAGAACUGGACACAAGCAAAAAGUUAAAAUGACAUUUUAUAGUCAGUUUGGAGAAAGGACCCCAUAUGCAACAUCAGUUUCACAAGAGAACAACUGAAAAGCACAAGGCCGGCUGGAUGGUUUAUUAUUUGAACUGGAGCAGAAGGAUUGUAUGAUUGAUGCCAGUGCCAAGCUGUGUCUGAAUAAUCUCUAUGUAGGACAACAGUAGAACAGCUAUUUGGUCAAGUAGUUAUCAUUCACGAUUCCUCUGCUCUUGAACACUAAAGGGAGUAGUGCCAUGUAUUCCUGCAGAGUUCAAAUGACUCUCACAACCUACCAUGAAACCAGAGUCUUUCCCCAUCAUUUUUACUUUUGAGACUCUGUACACAAACUACAGCAUUUGGGCUUUUAAGUAUGACUUGACUUUCUUAACAGCCCUAUCUGUUUGAAUGUAUGCAAUUUUUACUAGUAAUGUAACUUCUUGGUGUCAUCUGUACUGUGUACUGUAUACUGUUAGCAGCUUCAUUUUAACCUGGGUUUAAUGAUCUGUUGGAACUUAAAAAAAUUGUUUGUGCAUCUUAAAAUCUUAUGUGUAAGAUCUGAUUCUUUUUUUAAACAAAAGAAUAAAAUAGGAGCAAUAAUGUCUUGUACCAACACAUAUGUCCAGGCCAGGAGAAAAUGUUUGUUAAUAUCUGUUAAAAGUUAAUGAUGUUGAAUGGGAUCAAUGGGAUCAAUUUUUAGUUUUUAAAGUGAUUUGUAUCAUAACUUGCCCCAAAACCUAAAUAAAACUGAAUAUGGGCACACUUCCCCA
Zootoca vivipara (common lizard) is the source of this 3994-nucleotide messenger RNA. The record is from RefSeq and is a predicted model, not a curated record. Lineage: Eukaryota; Metazoa; Chordata; Lepidosauria; Squamata; Lacertidae.